GGAAAGGUUUUAUAUUCACGAGGAUACUACAGCUCAAUACAAGCAUAUCCUAAGACAAAGGCUUCAGCUCAUCCAACUUAUGAACUGCAUUGACAGAGUUCAACCGAGGAUUGAAUCACAAUUCCUCGCAACGAGGAAUCGGUCCAAGAUGGCCAAACUCGGUAUGGAUGCGAGCUGACGUGGGUGAAGCUUACCGAGGUCGCCCGUGGCAGCGCUAGAAUCAUGGGCGAAGUGAACUCACCUUACCCAAGAAAUCUAAAAGGUAGAGGCGUGUCGCGAGGCUGCGCACGACAGGUCAGCACGGGGACGUCAAAAUAAUUGGUUUUGCGAGAUUGUAUCGUGCCGCAGCAACGCAAGCGACUUGGUAGAAGGAAUGAGUUAUACGCGCCGAGCGUGGCGCACGCCAAGUUCAGACAAUCGUUCCUACAUCCAGCGUGAAAGAUUGCACUCACCAUUCUCAGUGUGUUAUACGGUCGUGACGACAGUUGCCGAGCUUGCCAACGGCGACGCAGAGUGCUCCGUUUGCAUGGGCCUCGGCGUCAGAACGCGUGGGCAGCCCACGCGUCGCCGCGUGAUCGUGGCUCGUCGGCGAAUGAGGCGCGGCGAGGCGGCCUGUCAGUCGUUUAUGCGUCUGGGAAUGCGUCGCGAGUGCGUCGAAAAAAGCGCGGGAGGUGAAGACCAGGUGCGAGGGUCAGUGAAACACUAGGAAGUUGGUGAUGAUGAAUACUCAACUUCGGUUCAAAAUCGACUGAGAUCCGGCAGGACAACACCGUCAUCUGGUAAGGAAUGGUCAGUCGAGCUGAGGUAUUGGAGACGCGGAGAAAGGAGGGGGGGCGAUGUCGAUGCAAUCGAGGCGGGAUUUCCUGGGAGGGCAAGGGGAAGGUCUAGGGCGAGGGCCGAAAGCCGAGGGUGUAUGGUCACGAUGUACAGGAAAGACAGGAGGACGCGAGGGGUUGACUAGUAUGGAGAGGGACGGACCCAGACGAAGGGGGGGGGGGGGG
Schizophyllum commune H4-8 is the source of this 1001-nucleotide messenger RNA. RefSeq lists its product as uncharacterized. The record is from RefSeq and is a predicted model, not a curated record. Lineage: Eukaryota; Fungi; Basidiomycota; Agaricomycetes; Agaricales; Schizophyllaceae. The transcript is spliced from 4 exons. The annotation marks the transcript as partial.